Molecule: messenger RNA, 863 nt
Organism: Saccostrea cuccullata (small rock oyster)
Lineage: Eukaryota; Metazoa; Mollusca; Bivalvia; Ostreida; Ostreidae
Product: collagen alpha-6(VI) chain-like
Exons: 4
Coding region: 39-863 (274 amino acids)
Source: RefSeq, a predicted model, not a curated record
AUAAGAAAGUGUGACCUCGAAUAUUUUCAGUCAACAAAAUGUUCAUCAUUCGAAUGUUAUCCUUCAUAAUUCUGACUUUCUCAUUUCUAAUGACACAUUGUGCUCACAACAUUACAACAGGAUGUAGGCCGUUGGAUGUUGUUUUCCUGAUCGACAGCAGCGGAAGUGAAAACAACGCCUCGUUCAAUGCUCAACUUGAAUUCAUGAAGGAACUGGUUCAAAGUUCAGCGUCGUACAAUAAUGACACAAAAUUCGGUGCAGUGAGUUUCUCCAACGAAGCCAAGCUCGAAUUUAACUUGAAUCAAUAUACCUCAACAGCUGAUAUAAGUAAAGCCAUUGAAAACAUUAGUCACAUUGGGAAAUUUACUCACAUUGAAGAGGGAUUCAAAUUUGUAACCAACGUAAGUUUCACUAACACAAGUGGCGAUCGACCGGAUGUGGAAAAUGUCCUUCUGGUAUUAACAGACGGAAUUUUUCACCCAGAAAAUGCCUCGGAACCGGCUGAGAUAUUGCUCGGAGAUGGUGUAAAGAUCAAUCUUGUGAUUUUUACCGACAGAAUGACAGAUAAAUUGAACAACAAUGCCCAAAGCGUCACAGACCUAAACAAUACGUUUACAAAAGAUACAUUUGAACCCAUGAAAUUCUUUUGCUCAGAAACGUCAUCAAGUAUCCCAAUAUCAACGUCAUUUGCAUCUACAGCCUCAUCACAGACAACGCCCCAUACAUCCAAUCUCGGUUGCCGUGAUAAAGUUGCAAGAUGUGCGAGCUACGGGGCAGAAAUUUGUUCUCAAUUUAGGCCCUGGGCGGAGAUUCAGUGUCGAUGUUUCUGUAAAUUCGAUGAAGGUAAACCCAACUGUAUAUAA